Messenger RNA from Malus domestica (apple), 3230 nucleotides. NCBI's taxonomy places the organism in Eukaryota, Viridiplantae, Streptophyta, Magnoliopsida, Rosales, Rosaceae. The record is from RefSeq and is a predicted model, not a curated record.
AUCUGGGAAGCAAAAAUAUUUUAGUUUUAGAGUUGCAUCUAAUGGAAAAGGUGCAUGUGAGUAUUAAAAAAAAACUUCAAUUUGAUGUUUUAUAUAAAAAAAAUAUUAAAACACCCAACGAAAUAUGAGUAUUCAACGUAAAAUCAAUUAGCAACAACUUUGAGUAGACUUGUUAUUAAGCAAGACAUUUAAAGUGGUCGUUUACAGACAAACAUUGCGAUAGGCAGUGUAAACGGCUUCGUCAAGAGACUCCAAAUUCCAGUGAGAAAAUUGGUUAAACAGGCAACACCUCACCCUUUCUAUGUUUUUCUUACAAUCAUGAACAACCCCAUCAGCAACAACCCUAAUAAAACUCUCACUCCUCUUCUCCUUCCCCUUUUUCUCCACAUGAUAACCAUACACAUGGCCGGGGCCUCACCGCCAAUCUACGUUCCGUCUGAACAAAUCACCCUUCAAUGUGGCUCCUUCGGUACCAAUUUCGGCCAAGACAACCGACUAUGGGAUGGAGAUAUUGACACAAAUUUUCCAUUCGAGAACCAAGCAGCUGGUAACAAAUCCAUAAGCAAAGAAGCACCUUCUCCCUCUUCUUCCGGCCAAGUGCCUUACGGCACAGCAAGGCUUUCCCGCUUUGAAUUUACCUACACAUUUCUACUCUCUUCCGGCCCAAAGUUCAUCCGCUUGCAUUUCUACCCAGCUUCAUACGCCCCCAACUUCGACCGAUCCCAAGCCGUCUUCUCAGUCAAAGCCGACAAACAUUGCGAUAGGCAGUGUAAACGGCUUCGUCAAGAGACUCCAAAUUCCAGUGAGAAAAUUAAAGAAGCACCUUCUCCCUCUUCUUCCGGCCAAGUGCCUUACAGCACAGCAAGGCUUUCCCGCUUUGAAUUUACCUACACAUUUCCACUCUCUUCCGGCCCAAAGUUCAUCCGCUUGUAUUUCUACCCAGCAUCAUACGCCCCCAACUUCAACCGAUCCCAAGCCCUCUUCUCAGUCAAAGCCGGUGGCUUUACCCUUCUCCACGACUUCAACGCUUCAGCCACGGCUGAUGCUUCUGCCUCGGAUACUAUAUACAGAGAGUUCUGCCUCCACACUGAGUCAGGACAGGAUUUGAGUAUCAGCUUCACUCCAAGCAAAGCAAGCCCAGAUGCCUACGCGUUUAUCAAUGGGAUUGAAAUUCUCUCCAUGCCCCCAUAUCUUUACUACACUUCACCCCGGAGCCCAGAUGGGGUUGCUUAUGUAGGCAGCGCAAAAACGAUUCGCAUCGAGAACAACACUGCUCUGGAGAUGGUGUACCGAAUCAAUAUCGGUGGCCAAGGACGGAUCUAUUCCGAUCAGGACACUGGUAUGUACCGCAAUUGGGAUGGUUUGCGAGACGAGUACAACUACUUAGACGAUUUAAGUAGGAAGUAUAGUAUUUUACCGCAAAACAGUAGCAUUCAGCUUAACUUUUCUAAAAUACCAGAGUACUCUGCUCCGAAAGAAGUUUACCAAUCAGGCCGCUCAAUGGGCGAGAGUCCCAGCGGGACCAUAACCGACAGGUACAAUCUCACCUGGGAAUUCCCUGUGGAUUCAAUGUUUGCUUACUUGGUUAGGCUUCAUUUUUGUGAGUUUGAUGAUGUAGUGACGGUGGGAGACCGGGUAUUUAACAUCUACAUCGCCAAUCAAUCCGCUGAGAAAAUGGCGGAUAUAAUCGAGUGGAGUGGUGGAAAUGGAAGACCAGUGUACAGAGACUACGCUGUGUUCAUGUCGGGGAACCCUGCAAUCCCGAAGAAAGUCAAUCUCUUUCUUGCACUGGAAUCGGAUUUGUUGAAUGGGUACUGGGUGGCAAUCUUGAACGGACUCGAAAUGUUCAAACUCAGUGCAAAUCGGAGUCUCGCCGGACCAAGCCCUGACCCACCUCCUAUAGCCCCAGCAAAGGGGACACCAUCAAAACCUAGCACCAGAUCAAGAACUCCUUUGCUUGCCACGGUUGUCGGUGUAGCUUGCGGAAUACUUGGAGUCUCUGUCCUUGGGUUCUUGGUUUUUAGGCGGCGGCGGAAAGUCAAGGGCACUGCCUCAGAUGGGUCAUCAUCUUUACCAACACAUUUGUGUCGUUACUUUUCACUGGCGGAGAUCAAAGCCGCCACCCAAAACUUCAGCCAGAGUUUCAUUGUUGGUGUAGGCGGCUUCGGUCACGUGUACAAAGGGCAUAUUGACGGCGGGGCCACUCCCGUUGCUAUCAAACGGCUGAAACCCGACUCAUCGCAAGGAGCCCGCGAGUUCAAGACGGAAAUCGAGCUGCUUUCACAACUUAGACACCGCCAUUUGGUGUCUCUCAUUGGGUAUUGUACUGAUAAAAAUGAGAUGAUUUUGGUGUACGAUUACGUGGCACGUGGAACCCUCGCUGAUCACCUCUACCAAACUGACAACCCACCUCUCUCCUGGGGACAACGGCUCCAAAUUUGCAUUGGCGCUGCGCGAGGGCUGCGCUACCUUCACAGCGAUGCCCAGGGCACAAUCAUCCACCGUGAUGUGAAGAGCACAAACAUUUUAUUGGAUGAGAAAUGGGUUGCCAAGGUUUCGGAUUUCGGAUUGUCGAAAGUGGGCACGGCCACCAUGUCCAAGACCCACAUCAGCACGGCCGUGAAAGGCAGUUUCGGGUAUCUAGACCCGGAAUACUACCGACGUCAACAACUGACGGUGAAGUCCGAUGUGUACUCAUUCGGUGUAGUGUUGUGUGAAGUACUGUGCGCAAGACCAGCUGUGGUGCAUGCAACGGAGACGAGGCAAAUGAACUUGGCUGAGUGGACCAAGAGCUGUCAUCACGACGGGGAACUUGAUCGAAUCAUCGAUCCGAACAUGAAGGGUAAGAUUGAAACCGAGUGUUUGAACAAGUAUGUGGAAAUUGCUAUGAGUUGCAUCCAUGACAGUGGGAUGGAAAGGCCGUCAAUGAACGACGUUGUGAGGGGGCUUGAGUUUGCAUUGCAACUACAUCAGAACUGCGGUGAAAGGAACGAGGAUGCCUUUGCUAGUGUGCCAGGUUGCACUACUAAUGAAUCCGUUCAGUGCAUAUCUGAGACGAUCUUCUCAGAGAUCAACGAUCCGAAUGGAAGAUGAUGAGCAACAUUAGGAGUAAUUUGGCUGGACACAAAGGCUAUGGGUAAGCCUGACCAUGAUAUGAGUAUGUUUUUUCUUAUCUAUUGUGUUUGAACCCAAUUGAAUGCUGAAUCACUUGCACUUAAAACGUGCUUCUA